CGACGCCCAGCACUCCGACCGUCGCUCGCAACUCCCUCCAUCACAACCCUUCUGGUCUCCUCCUCCCCCUCGAGGCUCUCCUCACAAUCAAUUCCACGAUGAUGUCCGCUCGUGUCGCCCGCACCGGCCUGCGCGCCGCCCAGCAGUUCUCCGCCGCUCGCCCGGCCUUCAACGGCCUGCGCACCUAUGCCACCCCGGCCCAGGAUGUCCGCCCCCCCGUCGCUCUGUUCGGCGUUGACGGCACCUACGCUACUGCUCUGUACACUGCUUCCUCCAAGUCCGCUGCCCUCGACCAGACCGCCAAGGCUAUCGCUACCCUCGGUCAGACCCUGAAGGCCGACCCCAAGCUGAUCACCAUCCUCGGCGCUCCUACCCUGUCCAUUGCCGACAAGCAGGAGAUCAUCAAGGAGCUCCAGAAGGUUGCCGGUGCUGACAAGGCCGACAUCCUCAAGAACUUCCUCCAGACUCUGGCCGAGAACAACCGUCUCUCUUCCCUCGAGGGUGUCUGCGAUAAGUUCGCUACCCUGAUGAGCGCCCACCGUGGUGAGGUCGAGCUGAACAUCACCUCUGCUCAGGAGCUCGAUGCCAAGACCAUCUCCCGCCUCGAGAAGGCCGUCGCCAAGUCCGAGUUCAGCCAGGGCAAGAAGCUCAAGGUUGUCACCAAGGUCAACCCUGACCUUGUUGGUGGACUCGUCGUCGAGAUCGGUGACCGCACCAUCGACCUGAGCGUUUCCUCCAAGAUCGCCAAGAUGAACAAGGCUCUGACCGAUGCCCUGUAAAUGUAAAAUAAGCAAUUUGUUCGAAGUGGGAUUGCGUGUUAGAUUUAUACUACAGCAUUAUCGUCCUGCAUGAACGGUAGCGUUGGUUGAAAGUGGGAAAAAAAAGGGGAGGAAUGACUCUUGAUAUCACUUGGGUCUCUCCUUUUUUGGGUGCUUUCAUGUUCCAUUUGUUUUCAUUAUCUGUGAAUUGCACAAUACACUUUUUCAUUUUCUAUGUCAAA
Molecule: messenger RNA, 1000 nt
Organism: Penicillium brasilianum
Lineage: Eukaryota; Fungi; Ascomycota; Eurotiomycetes; Eurotiales; Aspergillaceae
Source: the annotation of a GenBank genome assembly